UGCGUUUGAUACAUAUAUUCAAGUUCAGUGACCAUAUUGAUAUUUUUGAACCGCCAAAGAGAUGGCCAAAAUAGGGAGGGAAAGAAAUCCCAUCGCUCCCUUUCAAUCGUUCAUCCAAAAGAUGGACCUUAACCUUAUCGUCUCUUGCAGUUGCAGCUCCACUAUCUCCUCCCCAUUUUGGCCUAAAUCCACACCUCUCCAAUCUCCAUUCUUCCCCUCUAGCUCCAAUCCCUCCGCCACCAGCUCCCGGCGGCCGAAAUGGGCUCUCGUCAGAACAAAAUCGGAGCUCCAGACUCCGGUCGGAGUAAACGGUGUACCCGCCGCAGCCCCGAUUGCGGUUCCCACCCACAAAGUCACUGUUCAUGACCGGCAGCGCGGCGUCGUCCACGAGUUCGUCGUCCCAGAGGAUCAGUAUAUAUUGCACACAGCGGAAGCGCAGGACAUUACGCUUCCGUUUGCUUGCAGGCAUGGUUGUUGCACUAGCUGUGCAGUACGUGUGAAAUCUGGACAACUCAGACAGCCAGAAGCUCUAGGGAUAUCUGCAGAGCUCAAAGAUAAGGCAAUGGCAGCUCUUUUUUUUUUUGUUAAACCAAAGAGAUGGGACACAAAAGAUUUAAUUUCUUGCAUAAGAAGUAACAUGUGAUAUGCAUCUGAUGUCUGGACGUGCAGGGAUAUGCACUGCUUUGUGUGGGGUUUCCGUCCUCGGAUCUUGAAGUCGAAACACAAGAUGAAGAUGAGGUAUAUUGGCUUCAGUUCGGGAGGUAUUUUGCUCGAGGGCCAAUCGAGCGAGACGACUACGCUUUGGAGCUGGCCAUGGCUGAUGAAUAGAAGAGAGAUUGUUUGAGUUCAGGCUGCAUUGUAUAUCACAACUUAAACUCAGAAUGUUGAUCCUCCACCUGCCGAUAUUCAGUCGGUUUGGUUUUAACCGGACAAAAUGCCUCUCCAGAUAGUGAUCAAAGACCAAAUCAAUCAACAUCCUCAUUUGCUGUAGACUGGAACUUGUAUGUUGUAUGUUCGUUUCGGUUUAACUGGAAUUUCGAGCUGCAGGGGUUUAAGUUUUCGUUUUGUAUGCUGUAUGUACGUCUCACCCACAUCAUUCUGACGUUGCCCUGACAUUGGCAACUAGUCAUCUCAUUGUAAAAACCAUAUGAAGGUUAGCUAACUAAACUAAGCUUUGCAAAA
This is a messenger RNA of Linum tenue, 1182 nucleotides long. The record is from the annotation of a GenBank genome assembly. NCBI's taxonomy places the organism in Eukaryota, Viridiplantae, Streptophyta, Magnoliopsida, Malpighiales, Linaceae.